Messenger RNA from Ceratina calcarata, 2325 nucleotides. RefSeq names its product zinc finger protein 251-like. Gene Ontology annotation, cellular component: nucleus. Gene Ontology annotation, biological process: embryo development; regulation of transcription by RNA polymerase II. Bases 416 to 1573 code for a protein of 385 amino acids. Gene Ontology annotation, molecular function: RNA polymerase II transcription regulatory region sequence-specific DNA binding; DNA-binding transcription factor activity, RNA polymerase II-specific. The transcript is spliced from 2 exons. The record is from RefSeq and is a predicted model, not a curated record. Lineage: Eukaryota; Metazoa; Arthropoda; Insecta; Hymenoptera; Apidae.
GCGAGCAUCGCGCGCGUUCGUUCUCUCGCGUUCACCCGUCGAGUCAGUGAGUCAGAACCGAGUUACCGAGUACACGGACCGUUAUCUGUCAAUGAGAAGUGAAUCCCAGAGGAAGCAUUGACCGAUGCAAAACUCGAAGAGUGACUUGAAAUGGUUCACGAUGUACCAUCAAACAGAAGGAUUGAUAAAUCAGUCUCAUUGACGCGAGAUCGAUUCGUGAAGGAAACUAAAACCUGUUGAUAAUAAAAUAGCGAGAUCAUCGAUGCGACAUUUCGUCAGUCCGUGAGUCGAGCGCAAGGUUUCAAGGAUAACCGUAAGAAGAACCGUCGGAUCAACCUUCAGAUAGAUCGCCAAUGGUACGGAGAACGGUGGGCCAGUGUUUCGAGCCGACCCUGCAGGAUCUAGACGGGGGAGGAUGCAACAGCAGCAGACCCAGCAGGAUCAGGACCAGGAGCGGGGAAUCGUAAUGAUCCCUACGACCUCGAGCUCCACGGAUGCCCGCGACGCGACGAAUGAGGCCGGCCUGCCGAAUCUCACCCUGCAGAGCGUGGCCCUGGGCCUGCAGGGUGCCCUCCUCGCCGCCCUCCAAAGGGCCGCUCUGUUACCGCCGGGACACGCGGCCGCGGCUGCUUUGAAUCUCCAAGCUCUGGAGACUUACUUGACUCUUCACCGUCUUCAUGCCACUAGCAGUGCCACGGGGAUCAAUCAGACCGCCGGUGCUACUAAUCAGAGGAUCAAUGAACUGGAAAACUUGAAGAACGAGAGUCUUGUUAAUGAAAGAUUGUUAAGAAGCGACGUGGAGGAUGAGAGGCUGGAUUUUAUUGGGGAAACCGAGGAAGAUCUGGCUCUGUUGGAGGAACAAGACGUAUUGGCUAGCUCUUCUGUGAACGAGGAACUAUUGAGACGGAUAACGGAGGGGAAUCGUGGUGCUGGCUCGUCGAUGACGGUGACUCAAACCCCUCCGUUGACGCAGCAGGUAGCCUCGUCCACCACCUCGUCUAAAACGAUCCAGGCCACCUCCACGUCCACCGAGACCUUGCCUAGGAACUGCAGGGCGUCCCGGCCUAAGAAACAGUUCAUCUGUAAAUUCUGCAAUCGGCAGUUCACUAAGAGUUACAAUUUGUUGAUCCACGAGAGAACGCAUACCGACGAGAGGCCGUACUCGUGCGACAUUUGCGGCAAGGCUUUCCGACGGCAGGAUCACUUGAGGGAUCACAGGUACAUCCACAGUAAAGAGAAACCGUUCAAAUGCGGCGAAUGCGGCAAAGGAUUCUGUCAGAGCAGAACCCUGGCCGUGCACAAGAUCCUGCAUAUGGAAGAGUCGCCGCACAAGUGUCCCGUGUGCGCGAGGUCGUUCAAUCAGAGGAGCAACCUGAAGACGCACCUCCUGACGCACACGGACAUCAAGCCGUACCACUGUGCUUCCUGCGGGAAGGUCUUCCGCAGGAACUGCGACCUGAGGAGGCACUCGUUGACCCACAAUCUGGGCGUGUCGACGUCCCCGCCGCCGCAGCAGCCGCCGCCGCCGCCGACGGGAAUCGCCGGCUCGGUGGUCCUCCAGGAGACAUCCUAGAGAUUCUCGCGACAGUGGCAGUCAGGCCUGGUUAAAGCGGAACAAAAGAUUCUCUGGCCGUUUACCGAAUGGAACAUGGUAAACGUGUGUCAAGUGUCAAAAGUAAUGGACAGUCACUGGUUCGAGUAUGAAAUGGAUCGAAGUAAAGGGAACUAAUGGUGAUUAUGUUCAGUGUGAUCGAAACAGCUGUUUCUGGUAAAUAAAUUGUAAGUCAAAGUGGAGCCAGGAAACUUGGAACCAUUCAGUGUUCCGUAGUUAGGGUCUCGUUGAAAUAAAGCUACUUGAGAUUCUUAAGUAAAGGUUGAUUUCUGGUUGGAAACCUGUUUUAUGAACUAGUUUGUAAUUUUCUGUUAUACACGUACAAACCAAGUUCAAGUAUUUAUGAAUCUGUUCAAAUUUUAGUCAAGCACAUUUCAUUUAAGCCAUCGACUUCCUGUCUAUAUUUAAGUCAAUCAAUUUUCUCUGGAUCGAAUUCAUGUAUCAAUUCAAUGUUAUGAACGAACAAGACAAUCUUUUAAUAACAAAUUUAAUCUGCCUGAAUUUUAUAAUACAAUUCAUGUACAUCACAAGGAGAAUUGUCGUAAACUUGCCUGAAUCAAUGGGACGUGUCCCUAAUUUUUAAUGACAAUGGACGACGAUUUUUAGCCUGCGCUUAGCAUGUAGUUAAUAGGUAACGGAGCGUAUUAGGUUCGACGGUUAGGUCUCUGUAAUUAUACUGCAACGUAUUAAGUAACACCGUAUGUAUGUUGUAA